GUCCUCUUGGUGAUGAUGUAUAUGGAGAAUAGAGGGUUUUGCUGUAAAAUGGGACUUCUAAUUGCACUCACUGGGCUGUGGCUGUUCUCAGUAAAAGCAGACUCAAAAGCCAUUACAACCUCUCUAACAACAAAGUGGUUUUCCUACCCACUGUUGUUAGAAGCCAGUGAAUUUUUAGCAGAAGACAGUCACGAGAAAUUUUGGAAUUUUGUAGAAGCCAGUCCAAAUAUUGGAUCAGCCGAUCAUCACGGUACUAAUUAUUCCUAUUAUCAUGCAAUAUUGGAAACUGCAUUUCAGUUUCUAUCACCUCUACAGCAGAAUUUGUUGAAAUUUUGUCUGUCUCUUCGUUCCUAUUCGGCUACAAUUCAAGCCUUCCAGCAAGUAGCGGCUGAUGAGCCUCCACCAGAAGGAUGUAAUUCAUUUUUCUCCGUGCAUGGAGAGAAGACUUGUGAUUUUGGUGUCCUGGAGACCCUUCUGUUAACAGCGUCUGGAAGACCCAAACCUUUAUUGUUCAAAGGAGAUCACAGGUAUCCUUCAUCAAAUCCUGAAAGCCCAGUGGUGAUUUUCUACUCUGAGAUAGGCCUUCAAGAAUUUUCUAGUUUCCACCAUCAACUUGUAUCAAAAAGCAAUGCAGGCAAAAUCAACUAUGUGUUCAGACAUUAUGUAUCUAAUCCCAGGAAGGAGCCAGUGCACCUCUCUGGCUACGGUGUGGAGUUGGCCAUUAAGAGCACUGAGUACAAGGCCAAGGACGAUACUCAGGUGAAAGGAAUUGAGGUAAAUACUACAGUCAUUGGUGAAAAUGAUCCCAUUGAUGAAGUUCAAGGGUUUCUCUUUGGAAGGCUAAGAGACCUGCAUCCUGAGCUGACUGAACAGUUGAAAGAACUCAGAAAGCAUCUUGUGGAGAGCACCAAUGAAAUGGCACCUUUGAAAGUUUGGCAAUUACAAGACCUCAGUUUCCAGACUGCUGCCCGAAUCUUGGCUGCUCCUGCAGAGCUAGCUUUGGUGGUUAUGAAGGAUGUUAGUCAGAAUUUUCCCACCAAAGCCAGAGUGAUAACAAAAACAGCUGUGAGUUCAGAACUUAGAACUGAAGUGGAAGAGAAUCAGAAGUAUUUCAAGGGAACUUUAGGAUUACAGCCUGGAGAUUCAGCUCUCUUCAUCAAUGGACUUCAUAUUGAUUUAGAUACACAGGAUAUAUUCAGUCUGUUGGAUGUAUUGAGGAAUGAAGCCCGGGUCAUGGAGGGUCUUCAUAGACUCAGAAUAGAAGGCCUUUCUCUGCAUAAUAUUUUGAAGCUGAACACCCAGCCCUCUGAGGCUGGAUAUGCCAUUGACAUCAGGAGUCCAGCUAUUUCCUGGGUCAACAACCUGGAAGUGGAUAGCAGAUACAACUCUUGGCCUUCCAGUCUGCAGGAGUUGCUGCGGCCCACCUUUCCCGGUGUCAUCAGGCAGGUCAGGAAGAACUUGCACAACAUGGUGUUCGUAGUUGAUCCUGCGCGUGAGAACACAGCAGAGUUGAUUAGCACAGCUGAGAUGUUCCUCAGUAAUCAUAUACCUCUAAGAAUUGGUUUUAUCUUUGUCGUUAAUGACUCUGAAGAUGUUGAUGGCAUGCAGGACGCUGGAGUGGCUGUUCUCAGAGCAUAUAAUUACGUGGUCCAGGAUAUGGAUGAGUAUCAUGCCUUCCAAACUCUGAACCGUAUCUAUAACAAGGUGAAAACUGGAGACAAAGUCAAAGUUGAACAUGUGGUCAGUGUCCUGGAGAAGAAAUAUCCAUAUUUAGAAGUGAAUAGCAUUUUGGGGAUUGAUUCUGCUUAUGAUCAGAAUCGGAAGGAAGCAAGAGGCUACUAUGAGCAGACUGGCAUUGGUCCGCUGCCUGUUGUUCUGUUUAACGGGAUGCCCUUUGAGAAGGAACAGCUAGAUCCUGAUGAGUUGGAAACCAUUACAAUGCACAAAAUCCUGGAGACUACUACCUUCUUCCAAAGAGCAGUGUACCUGGGUGAACUGUCGCAUGAUCAAGAUGUGGUAGAGUAUAUCAUGAACCAGCCAAAUGUUGUUCCACGAAUCAAUUCUAGGGUUUUGACAGCUGAGCGAGAAUACCUGGAUUUAACAGCAAGUAAUAACUUCUUUGUGGAUGAUUAUCCUAGAUUUUCUGUCUUGGAUUCCCAAGGCAAGACCGCUGCUAUAGCCAAUAGUAUGAACUAUCUGACGAAGAAAGGAAUGUCCUCCAAGGAAGUCUAUGAUGAUUCUUUUAUCAGGCCAGUAACCUUUUGGAUUGUUGGAGACUUUGAUAGUGCUUCUGGACGGCAGUUACUGUAUGAUGCUAUUAAACACCAGAAAUCCAGUAACAAUAUUAGGAUCAGCAUUAUCAAUAAUCCCAGUAAAGAAAUAAGUUAUGAGCACACUCAGAUCUCCAGAGCAAUCUGGGCAGCUCUCCAGACGCAGACCUCCAACUCUGCCAAGAACUUCAUCACUAAAAUGGUCAAAGAGGACACUGCAGAGGCGCUGGUGGCCGGGGCAGACAUCGGGGAUUUCUCUGUUGGGGGCAUGGAUUUCAGUCUUUUUAAAGAGGUGUUUGAGUCUUCCAAAAUGGAUUUCAUUUUGUCUCAUGCCGUGUACUGCAGGGAUGUCCUGAAGCUGAAGAAGGGACAGAGGGCAGUGAUCAGCAACGGAAGGAUCAUUGGGCCACUGGAGGAUAGUGAGCUUUUUAAUCAAGAUGAUUUCCACCUCCUAGAAAAUAUCAUCUUGAAAACUUCAGGACAGAAAAUAAAAUCUCAUAUUCAACAGCUUCGAGUAGAAGAAGAUGUGGCCAGUGACUUAGUAAUGAAGGUGGAUGCUCUCCUGUCAGCUCAACCCAAAGGAGAUGCAAGAAUUGAGUACCAGUUUUUUGAAGACAGACACAGUGCAAUUAAACUGAAGCCGAGGGAAGGAGAGACGUACUUUGAUGUUGUGGCUGUCGUUGACCCUGUCACCAGAGAAGCACAAAGGCUCGCCCCGUUGCUGUUGGUUUUAACUCAACUGAUAAACAUGAAUUUAAAAGUGUUUAUGAAUUGCCAAUCUAAACUUUCGGACAUGCCUCUGAAAAGCUUUUACCGUUAUGUCUUAGAACCAGAAAUUUCUUUCACUGCAGAGAAUAACUUUGCUAAGGGUCCAAUAGCAAAAUUUCUGGAUAUGCCACAGUCUCCGUUGUUCACCCUGAAUCUGAAUACACCUGAGAGUUGGAUGGUAGAAUCUGUCAAAACACCGUAUGAUCUUGAUAAUAUUUAUUUAGAAGAGGUGGACAGUGUAGUGGCUGCUGAGUACGAGCUGGAAUACCUGUUACUUGAAGGGCAUUGCUAUGACAUCACCACAGGCCAACCCCCACGGGGACUGCAGUUUACCUUGGGAACUUCAGCCAAUCCUGUCAUUGUGGACACCAUUGUUAUGGCCAAUUUGGGCUACUUUCAGCUAAAAGCCAACCCAGGAGCUUGGAUUCUCAGACUUAGGAAGGGACGCUCUGAAGAUAUUUAUAGAAUCUACAGCCAUGAUGGUACGGAUUCUCCUCCUGAUGCUGAUGAGGUGGUUGUCAUUCUCAACAACUUCAAAAGCAAAAUUAUUAAAGUGAAGGUUCAGAAGAAGGCAGACAUGGUGAACGAAGACUUGCUGAGUGAUGGAGCAAAUGAGAACGAAGCUGGAUUCUGGGACUCAUUCAAGUGGGGCUUUUCAGGAGGACAGAAGAUUGAGGAGGUGAAACAAGAUAAAGAUGACAUUAUUAAUAUCUUCUCCGUUGCAUCUGGACAUCUCUACGAAAGAUUUCUGCGUAUAAUGAUGCUGUCAGUGCUGAAGAAUACCAAGACUCCUGUGAAGUUCUGGUUCUUGAAGAAUUAUUUGUCCCCCACAUUUAAGGAGUUUAUACCUUACAUGGCAAAUGAAUACAAUUUCCAGUAUGAGCUUGUUCAGUACAAAUGGCCCCGGUGGCUUCAUCAGCAGACUGAAAAACAGCGUAUCAUCUGGGGCUACAAGAUCCUCUUCCUGGAUGUACUUUUUCCACUAGCUGUUGACAAAUUCCUGUUUGUGGAUGCUGAUCAGAUUGUACGGACAGAUCUGAAGGAGUUAAGGGAUUUCAAUUUGGAUGGCGCCCCUUAUGGUUAUACCCCGUUCUGUGACAGCCGAAGAGAAAUGGACGGCUACAGGUUCUGGAAAUCAGGAUACUGGGCCAGCCAUUUAGCUGGGCGGAAGUACCACAUCAGUGCAUUGUACGUUGUGGAUCUGAAGAAGUUUAGGAAAAUAGCUGCUGGAGACAGACUCAGGGGACAGUACCAAGGACUGAGUCAGGAUCCCAACAGCCUUUCAAAUUUGGAUCAAGAUCUGCCCAAUAACAUGAUCCAUCAGGUACCAAUCAAGUCAUUGCCUCAAGAAUGGCUUUGGUGUGAAACGUGGUGUGACGAUGCCUCUAAGAAAAGAGCCAAGACCAUUGAUCUGUGCAAUAAUCCGAUGACCAAAGAGCCUAAGCUGGAAGCUGCUGUGCGAAUUGUCCCAGAGUGGCAGGACUACGAUCAAGAGAUCAAACAGGUCCAGAUCCGUUUUCAGAAGGAGAAGGAAAUGGGAACACUGUUUGAGAAGAAAACAAAAGAGCCGACCCAGGAAGCAUCUCAGACACGUGAAGAAUUAUGAUCUCUGGAGGAAGAUGGGAAGUGGCACCACUGAAAAACAGUUUUCUACUAAAUGCUAGUCUUUUCUGAUCUGUCUAUACAACUGCUGAUAAACUCAGUGAACAGGUGUGCCAGCCCUUUUGAUGCCGAGCAUUUGAUUUUGACUUCUGCACACCGGUGGGCACUGGAUCUUCGGGGUCAGGGCUCUGUUGGCUUUGUACCUCAGAGGAAGACAAGUGGCUGAUCUUCUGGGACUCUGUAAAGAGCAAUCUUCUCACCAGAGGAGGAGAUGGUGGCGGCGGCAGCAGGAAAAUGAAUCUUUUGGAGCCCACAUCCAAGAGCACACACAUGCUGCACUGACCUGGGAAGGCGGCCAGUAGAGCCGCCGUGUCCUUCCUUACCUCAGUUUCCCUGCAGCUCGGGCUGCCCCUCAGAGGCCCACCCAGUGUGGCUUAUGCCAGCAGAAACCUUGUCUGAGGCCCACACACCUAGAAAUUGAUGCCAGCCUUCCCUACACACAUACCCAUCUCUUCCCAAGUGCUAGGUCCGUUCUUCAGUCAAAACCAAACCAACAGUUGUGUAUCUUCAGAGUUGGCUCAGUACAGUGGCUAAGCAAAUUAAUUUUGGGCCAGGUGAGGAUGGUUGGUUGGGGUAAAAGGGUAGAGAAAAUAGGCAUAGGAGGGCUCUGGGGUGUUGGGGGAGGAGAUUGGAAUUUGCUGGUUGUCUUUUAUAAAUCAUCACCAUGUGGCUAAUAUGAAAUGAAACCUUACCCCCCAUCUCAGUCCCAGUGAACCUUCCUAGGUAAUUGUUUUGUAAACAGUUUUUGUAUUUGUGAAAGGCUUUGCUUUUACUUUCCACUUGCUUUAAAAUCAGCCGUUUCAUGACUGGACAUGGCCAUCCCGAGUGACCUAGUGACCUGUCUCAGGGGACUUGGGCUCCCUCCACAUGGUCACCUCAUCAUUUUCCCCUUCCCACUUAGCAUUUUCUCAGGCUGAGACAGCUGGCUUGGAUUUUUCUCACCAGUGCUACCAGUCUAAGGCCAGGAAGGAUUCUGACUGUGGACUCGGGCUUUUGUAUUCAGCGUCCUGUGCUCCUUUUGUUUUAGCUUUGCGAUUUCUUGGCUGGCAGAAAGGAGCGUUCACAGCAGUUCUUUCGCACUGUUGCUGCCCCAUCGAGCGCUGUGGUCAGCCCCUUAGCUACUCCUCUCUCCUUCACAGCCCAGCAUUGCCCCAGGAGGUGGCGUGGCUGAGGGAUGGGCUAGGAUCCUCCGUGUCGGUAAUUCAGCAGCAUGAGCCCUGCAUCUGCCUCCAAUUCACGUGGACGUGUUCCUAUUUUGCUCACUUUUAAAAAAUACGAAGGGUGCGGAGAGCUUGGUGAAAGUGCUUGCUAGUAUAGUGAGGCCUUACAUUUUAUCCCCUCCCACAUAAAAUAGAAAAAUACAUACAGCUGCAAGUGGAUAGCUAAGUUUUUACCCCUUCUAAGCCAUUGAUGUGCACUUUUUCAAAAACCACAGUCUUACUCCAUAUAUCAAUAAUUUAUCUUUUCCAUUUUCAGAUGCAAUAGGGCAGCUAGCUUAGGAGCCUCACAAUCUGAAGUUUUUGUUUUGUGUUGGUUUGGUUUUGGUUCUUGGUCUUUGAGGCAGCAUCUUCCUACGUAGCCCAAGCUGACCUAGAGCUCAAAAGCCUCCACAGUGCUGGGAUUCCAAGUAUGUGCCACCACGUCCAGCUCUGAGGGACCUGACUUUGCUUUCAUGCUUUCAUAAGAAGUUGAGGAAGGAAGACAGACAGGCAUGGUUUCUCCCAGCCCAGCCCUAAUCUGGGCCAGGCAGCUAAAGGGAUAAGAUUGUGACAUCAAGAAACUUUUGUUCAGGCUUCAUCUUUACCUUUAAGCUUUCAGAGAGGGUGCUGCAGCUGCUGUCCAGAAUUGCUGGCAGAAAUGUACCUUUUCCCCAGGCACUGUCUGGGAGGUGGAGCAGGAAAUACUUAAGCCAGUGUGUAUGCUUUUAAAUGCUGAUUCCACUAGGCAGCUUUCUCCCAGUCUUCCUACUGUCUUGAAUUUUCUACAUAAAAGGAGGGUGCAGAGCUUUUAAAAUACAUACAUUCUCUGUAGGGGGUGUGGACCUCGGGAGACCGAGGUCUGAAGCCUUAUUAGUUGUUGACUGAAGGAUGCAAGCUUGCUUCUGAGGAGGUCCAGCCCUCUCCUGCCAGUCUCGGUGUAGCGUAAUCCCCAGUACCCAGGGAAUGGUGUUACCACUGUAACAUAGUCCUGUCUGCUCAGAGAACGCAUACUGUGCCUGGAAAGAGGCAAUAGAUUUUUUUCCCCAAAAGCAGGAACUGAUAGCUCUGAAAGUUCUAACUUCUGGAAACUCACAGUGCAUUGUUCUUAGCAUUUAUGUAUAAUGGGUUGUCGUGCCCUACUAGAAAUUGCCCUUUCUGAAUUAGCAGUGAUACCAGAUAAUGUGAUGUGUCAGGAUGCUGUGCAGUGGUGUGAGCCUGUUUUCAUGUCCCGUGAGCAGUGUGUCCGAGAUCAGACCCUGUCACGGGGUGCACCUGGGCUUGGAGAACGUGUCCUGAGCACUCAGCACGUUGAGCAGUGGUGUGUGGGUUUUCAGUAAGCCGGUGGGGGGGAAAGAGUCUGUCAGAAGGUGCAUGUCAGAUUGGGCACUCAGAUGUUGCAUAUCUAAGCGCACAGGCCUCACAGUGGCCCAUGCGUUGUGUGAGCUCCACUCUUAGGAAAGCAUGGAGGACCUAUUGUGUAUAUUAAGCCAAUUUCUGUAAAAGGAGCUUAAUUUUCUCUGCUAUUUGUACAUCUUCAUGUUCUGAACCUUUUUAAGGCUCCGCCUAAACAAUUUUUAUGAAGGGCAGAAAGCUGGAGCGAGGAGUGCAGUUUUUAGAAGACUCGCCCAGGUGCGAGGGAGGAAGGAGAUCUGCAAACUCCGUGUAGCUGGGAAGUGUACUCUUGCGCAGAAUGGCCCCUCUCCUCCGCUUUCCCGUGAGAGCAGUCUUUUUCUAAACUUGCUGUUCCGAAUUUUGCGUGAAUGAAUAAAAGAAAUAAUUCAAGAGUUACAAGGGAAUUCUGGUCCAUUUUUCCUGGAUAGCAUUUCCUUGAAAUGGAAGUUGAGGCCAGGGAUUUAGUUCAGUGGUUCUGCCGCCUGACUUGAAAGCACAAGGACCCGAGUUUGAUCUCCAGUACCAAAAAAAAGAAAUGGAAAUUGAGCAGUAAAGCCACUUGAUGGAAACUUUGUCUUGGUACCAAAAGUGAAGGGUGAAUAAAAAAAUGGAAGAUGUAUUAUGUGCAAAGUUAUUUAUGUAUACCAUUGUUUAAUUUUAAUAAUUAACGUUUUAAGUACUUGAUUUUACAGGGGCAUUCUCUGGCAGUAAUCAGAGUCAAAUGUAGCUUGUCAGAGGCUUAGUCUGGUAGGGUAACAGCAUUUUAUUUAAAUUCUUGUUUUCCCUGCCUUAGUGUAGUGAAGAAAGGGUCUAAAUUAGGGCUGUUCAUUAUCUGAUUGCAUUUAUGACCAGCUCAUGUCACUGCUGAGGUUUCAGAGGACCAGGUCGGUGCACACUUCUCCAUUAACACAGAAACAAUGCUUCUGUGCUCCGUGGCACUAAGUGCUGACAGUUUACAAAAA
Messenger RNA from Fukomys damarensis (Damara mole-rat), 8253 nucleotides. RefSeq names its product UDP-glucose glycoprotein glucosyltransferase 1 (gene Uggt1). The transcript has 41 exons. Lineage: Eukaryota; Metazoa; Chordata; Mammalia; Rodentia; Bathyergidae. Gene Ontology annotation, cellular component: endoplasmic reticulum. Gene Ontology annotation, molecular function: UDP-glucose:glycoprotein glucosyltransferase activity. The coding region runs from base 13 to 4644 and encodes 1543 amino acids. The record is from RefSeq and is a predicted model, not a curated record.